AUGUCUAGUAGCUCAUUUGAAUAUGCUCUUCCAAUGCAAAACGAUCACUCAGGCAAUCUCAAUCUGCAGACUCAGGCUGUAACAGAUGUUUCAACAACAGGAGAAUUCUCAUUCUGGGGAACUCUUCAUUCACUUGAUCAACAUAUUCCAGAAUGCAAGUUUGAUCAGUUUUCAAGGGUAAUUCAUAAUGGCCGUACGAGUCAACCUCCAAGUCCAGUUAUGUAUUGUCGUCAAUUUUCAAAUAUUAUAAUUGAUCUUCCAAUUGCAAGACUUACAGAAAUGAUUUCUCGUACUCAUUGUAUUGUACAAAGAAAAUCUGAUAAAGAACCAUAUUUCAAUUUACAAAAUGUAUCAGAAUGGAAAGAUUAUCAAGCUAAACAUGGCAUCUUUCUGAAUGGCAAAAAACUUGAAUAUAACAAAUGGACUGAGUUGCAAAAUGGUGAUAAAAUUACUCUCCUACUUGGUAAUUCUCUAGAAAAAUCACUUGAUAUACUAAAAUGCCUUAUAGUGAUUGAUAAUGAAUAUUGGGAAGCAGGUUAG
Melampsora larici-populina 98AG31 is the source of this 540-nucleotide messenger RNA. RefSeq lists its product as uncharacterized. The transcript is spliced from 3 exons. The record is from RefSeq and is a predicted model, not a curated record. Bases 1 to 540 code for a protein of 179 amino acids. Gene Ontology annotation, molecular function: protein binding. NCBI's taxonomy places the organism in Eukaryota, Fungi, Basidiomycota, Pucciniomycetes, Pucciniales, Melampsoraceae.